AUGGCCCCUGUGGUAAAGAGUCACGUGUAUCUACUCUCUGAAGUUUGUCAAACUUGGCUUGACAUCAGGAGGUCUGAAGCAACCCUACUCAACUGGAAUCUUUUCUACAAGGCAAAACAAUACACAAUCUGCAUCACGCCCUCCCUGUUUGGGCGUACUAGCAAGAAUUUGGUCAAAGAGCUUGGCGACAAAGACUUCAGGCCCAUCCAAAACCCGCUGAGUGCCAACAAAUUCUGUCAGCUGAAGCUACUGCGGAAGAAGAGGAGGACCCUCUCUCAGUUCUGGGAACGACCCGAUGUCCCAGUUGACUGCACCCUCACAGACAUCCUGGAGCCAAGCCCUUCAGUCCCAGUGCCUGUAGUGACAGAAAAAUUCGUCUUCAUUGACAAAAUGGUCUGGAAGGGGGCAGCUGAGGUAGAUGUGACCGCUGGGCUAGAAGUGUGUGUGUCGGGGAAGGCUAACCAGUCCUAUGAAUGCUCCCUGGAGGUUCAGUCUGUUACCAUCUCACCAUGCAACUGGGAAGACCUCCAGAAGAGGAAAGUGUUGGAUCAAGAGCCGUCAUUUCUGAAGGAGUGCAGGACCAGAGGGGACAACCUGUAUGUGGUGACAGAGGCUGUGAAACUGAUCAACAGAACCGUCCUGCAGGACAGCAGCCGUGUGAAUGUCACGGGCCAAUUCUCUGUCCCUUGGAGUUUUUAUGCCAAGAGCACAGGAGACAGGUCGGGUCUCAAAGUGAGAGAAAGGACGCUGACUCUGCCCCAGGGCACCGUGAUGGCCUAUAAGAGGAAGCAGCUGGUGUUCCGGGAGAAUGGCCGAGCCAUUCUUCUCAUCUCAGAUGAUGACAAGCGGAAAACCUUCCCAGAAGAUGACAAGAAACUGCAGGAGCUGCGGAUGUCACUAGAAAUUCUUUCCAUCUCAGAGGAUGGCAAGCAGAAAGCCUUUUCCGAAGAUGAUGAGUUCCUCAAGAAAUGGCCGAUGCAAUCAGCGAUGGGCACCAUAAGACGUCUCAUCCUCCCAAUUGGAAGAAUACAGGAACCCAUUUGCCGAGAUUUCAAGUCCCUACAAAACGAGGUUUCCAGGGAAAUGGAGGCAGUGGCUGAGCUCCCCAGGGACAUUCGAGAUGCUCUUUUCCAUACCAUCCUGGCCAAGCUCAAGGAGCAAGGGGCUCUGCAGGACCUCACAGACAUGCUGGAUGGGAACCUUUGGAUUCAUACGGGCAGCUUCCUAAGUGAGAUGCAGGAAGACUCAAGAAAUGUGUGGCUUGAGUCAAAACAUAUCAUUUACCUCCUUGAAGCCUUACUGGUGCUGAGUGACAUCCAACAUGAGCUGCUGGCCUGGUCCAUGGAGAAGAGGAUCCUGCCCCAGCAGCGGGAGCUGGUGAAGAGCAUCCUGGAGCCCAACUUCCGGUACCUCUGGAACAUUCCCUUCACCCUGGAUCCCAAGCUGCUUGCCUUGCUUCAGGAAGAGGGGUUGGCCGUCACCUUUGGCCUGCUGCAGGAGUGUGGCCUGAGGGUGGCACCCAACAACCCCAAGGGGACUUGGGACCUGGAGGCCAAGAAACCCCUGUCUGCCUUGUACGGGUCCCUCUCGGUGCUGCAGCAACUGGCUGAGGCCUGAGCCCUCCCCAGGGGCGCUGAGUCCAGAGAGGCCUGGCUGCACCCUGGUCUAGCUGUGAGCAUCCUCUGUGCGCAGGGAACAUGGAGCCCCACCUUCUGCCACUCCAGUUUGGGUGGACAGAGAUUGAUAAAGAUCAGAGGGAACAUUCUAGGGUGAUGGAAAUACUCUGUAACUCUGUAUCUUGCUAAAGGUUUAUGCGUUUGUCCAAACUCAACAAAUAGUAUCUAAAGAUCUGAGCAUUUCAUUGCAUGUUAAUUUUACUUCAAAGCAAUGUACACAAAGGUUGAACUCUCAUGAAUAAGCAUUCUGAAUUGCAUUGGGUAAAGUGUACUGACAUCUGUAACUUACUUGGAAAUAUAUUAGAAAAUAAGGUGAAUUGAUGGAUGGAUAGAGAAGCAUGUGAUCAAGGAAAUGUGAUAAAAUAUUUAAAACAAGAGUUCUUUUUC
This is a messenger RNA of Capra hircus (goat), 2063 nucleotides long. It is a transcript of the gene GSDMC, whose product is annotated as gasdermin C. Gene Ontology annotation, biological process: pyroptotic inflammatory response; defense response to bacterium. Gene Ontology annotation, molecular function: phosphatidylinositol-4-phosphate binding; phosphatidylserine binding; phosphatidylinositol-4,5-bisphosphate binding. NCBI's taxonomy places the organism in Eukaryota, Metazoa, Chordata, Mammalia, Artiodactyla, Bovidae. The record is from RefSeq and is a predicted model, not a curated record.